AUGGAUGAAAGAGCACAGCUUAUACCAGCAACUAAGCUAAUGGCGCAUCUAGCAUUGAUAGAUAAAGAGGAGAGAAUAGACAAGGAAACCAUUACAAUUCUCUCUCAAUUUACAGAGAAGUAUAUAAAUGAUAUUCUAACGCGGUCAGCUCUCUUAGCCAAGCACAAGGGAAACCAAGUAGUAACAGGAGAGGAAAUUAAGUUUGUUUUAGAAAAGGAGUUUGACUGCUUUAUUGGUGCAGGAAACUGA
Nematocida ausubeli is the source of this 249-nucleotide messenger RNA. RefSeq lists its product as uncharacterized. The record is from RefSeq and is a predicted model, not a curated record. Gene Ontology annotation, biological process: DNA-templated transcription initiation. The transcript has a single exon. The coding region runs from base 1 to 249 and encodes 82 amino acids. Gene Ontology annotation, cellular component: transcription factor TFIID complex. Gene Ontology annotation, molecular function: protein heterodimerization activity. Lineage: Eukaryota; Fungi; Microsporidia.